This is a messenger RNA of Colletotrichum orchidophilum, 402 nucleotides long. RefSeq lists its product as uncharacterized. Lineage: Eukaryota; Fungi; Ascomycota; Sordariomycetes; Glomerellales; Glomerellaceae. The transcript has a single exon. The coding region runs from base 1 to 402 and encodes 133 amino acids. The record is from RefSeq and is a predicted model, not a curated record.
AUGCAGUUCCCGACCUCCCUCACAUUGUUCGCUAUUCUUGGCAUGGUCAGCGCCGCAGAUCUGUGUGAUUUCAACGAAGCCGCCGAAGGGCCCUACGAGAACAACGAGUCGAGUAUCAUGCCAACCGAGGUCGGGCAUACGACCAUAUUCACCUGGGGAGGGAACGACAUCUACGUCAAGAAGCAGUCGACCCAGGACGCGUGCCCCGACGGAUCGGAGGGCGACUGCAAUGACACCAUCACCUUCAACUUCAAGAACAAAGGCACCACGUACGUCCGCGCGCGGGUCAAGGUGAACGACAGAUGGUAUAACGGGGCCUACCUCAAGCCUGGGACGGAUUGCGAUGUCACGGACGACUUUACUCGCAAAUAUAAGACCCAGGAGGUUUCUUUUGCGAGCUAA